UUUAUUUUCGCAGGCUGUUUAAAGAAAUCUCUUUUUUGCUUUUUUUAUUUUUUUUUUCUCUAAUUUAUUUUAAAUUUUUCGCUCAAAUUAUUCCCCCGAAAAAAAAAAAAAAAAAAAAAAACUCUUUCUUCUAUCUUUUCGUUCCUUUCUCUGUCUUUGUCUCUCUCUCUCUCUCUCUCUCUCUCUCUGUGUUUUUGUUUUUGGCUUUGGUGUCAAUAAUGGCGUCGGUGGUACCGGAAACCCUAAGCAGAGAGCAGUACGUGUACAUGGCGAAGCUGGCGGAGCAAGCGGAGCGGUACGAAGAGAUGGUGAAAUUCAUGGAGAAGCUGGUGGUGGGGUCCAGUCAACCAGGGGUGUCGGAGCUGACGGUGGAGGAGCGGAAUCUACUAUCGGUGGCGUACAAGAACGUGAUCGGGUCGCUGAGGGCGGCUUGGAGGAUCGUGUCGUCGAUCGAGCAGAAAGAGGAGAGCCGCAAGAACGAGGAGCACGUGACGCUGGUGAAGGAUUACAGAUCCAAGGUGGAGCUGGAGCUCUCGGCUGUCUGCGCUGGAAUCCUCGGACUCCUCGACUCCCAUCUCAUCCCUUCGGCUUCCACCAGCGAGUCUAAGGUCUUUUACUUGAAGAUGAAAGGUGAUUACUAUCGUUAUCUGGCUGAGUUCAAGGUUGGGGAUGAGAGAAAAUCUGCUGCUGAGGAUACCAUGUUGGCUUAUAAGGCUGCCCAGGAUAUUGCACUAGCUGAUCUAGCUCCUACACACCCUAUAAGGUUGGGCUUGGCGCUUAACUUCUCGGUGUUUUAUUACGAGAUUCUCAAUUCCUCAGAGAAAGCCUGUACCAUGGCAAAACAGGCAUUUGAGGAAGCUAUUGCCGAACUCGAUACACUGGGUGAAGAAUCCUACAAGGACAGCACUCUUAUCAUGCAACUGUUGAGGGACAACCUCACUCUUUGGACUUCAGAUAUGCAGGAGCAGAUAGAUGAGGCUUGAGUGAUGGAAUUGUCAUGCUCCUGGAGGGAGGUGGGCUUGAAUGUCAUAAAUAUUCUGUAAUCUGAUGUUACCAGCUACAUUGAUGUUCUUAUAUGCUUGACAUGAACUCAUGUUGAUAUUUUCUCUUUUCUUUUUUGUUUUUUUCUUUCCUUUUUUUUCUUUUUUUUUUUUUUCUCUGGGUUAAACAGAGUUUACUCAUCAUAAUUAUAGUAUUGUUCUUGCUCAA
Molecule: messenger RNA, 1209 nt
Organism: Ziziphus jujuba (common jujube)
Lineage: Eukaryota; Viridiplantae; Streptophyta; Magnoliopsida; Rosales; Rhamnaceae
Product: 14-3-3-like protein G-BOX factor 14 kappa
Exons: 4
Coding region: 219-983 (254 amino acids)
Biological process (GO): signal transduction
Cellular component (GO): cytoplasm
Source: RefSeq, a predicted model, not a curated record